Metarhizium acridum CQMa 102 is the source of this 759-nucleotide messenger RNA. RefSeq lists its product as uncharacterized. The record is from RefSeq and is a predicted model, not a curated record. Lineage: Eukaryota; Fungi; Ascomycota; Sordariomycetes; Hypocreales; Clavicipitaceae.
AUGUUGGGACUCGUGUCUUUAUCUCUCCUCAUCAGCGCCUGCUCGGCUGCUCCCAACAGGGCCAACCCAAGCAACCAACUGCCCAACUUUAUCAAUCAGCUGCAGCAGUCGCUACGCAGCGUCGACUGGAACAACCCUCCCUUCACCGACGGGUCCAAGCUGAAUGAGUACACAUGUCCCGCUCAUGCGUUCGAAUGCACAACGACGGACUUCUGGCAAAGGCAGACAAUCUCGUCUCUUCCCAGCCACGUCACCGUCUCAACAGAGAUUCACACCGACGCAACGCUCAUAAAUGACGGCACAAAAGAUGCCACAAUCACGUCGUCUUCCUCUACGGCCGUGGCCCUGGGGACAACCAAGGGCUGGACCAUUGGCGCAAAAGCCUCUCUCAGCUCGCCAGACAAGAUCGGCAACGCUGAGCUGUCCGCCUCCUACAGCGACACCUCCACCUCUACGACGACGGAAACAAAGACGGUGCAGUAUGGCGCUGUCUGCCCUGCGGGCAAGACAUGCCGCAUCCAGACUGUUACUUUCCAGGCCCGUCUUGAGGCUUACUGCAAGCACGAGCCGAUGCUCGACUGCAGGGUGCCAGUCAACGUCUGCAAGCGUCCAACCGGCAUAUUGCGAUGCCAGCAGUAUGUGGAUUACUACAACAGGAACUGCGUCAGUCCUCCCUCCGACUCUCCUUGCCAUGUCGACGUCCAAGUUCGGGCAGACGAUGGAAAGCUCCUCACGCUCGUUAUCAUUACCGAGGAGUAG